AGUUCCGUUCCGCCCUCUUGGUUUCUUUGUUGGAGUGUGUGUUUUGUUCGGUGCUGUUGACUCGGGUUUUUAAUUUUUUUUUAUUUUAUUUUUUUUUUUUAAAAACUUAGUUUAGAUUUCAAUGGGUAAGAAAAUACGGACGGCACCCGGGCGCAGGCCAAUCCUGCAGCUUUCCCCACCGGGUCCCCGUAGCAGCACCAACCCGCGGGAGGAGAACCCGGGAUCCACGUCCGAAGAUGAACAGGAUGACACUGGUAAUGUACCCAUGUUUAUGCAAAGCGCCCCUAAGGAGAUCAGCCUGCAAGCAAAGCCUCCUACAGUCAAAGCUACAGAGGGUUUGACCUUGCUAGGGGCCUAUGAAGACAGCGAUGAAGAGGAGAGUCCUGACCUGCAGCCCCAGCCAGCAAAAGCCAACCACAACCAGCCUGGUGACAUUGACAGCACACUGGCCAGUUUCCUAGCUGAAAUUGAUGCAAUCACGACCCAGAACCCAGAGGAAUCAACGGCUGAUUCUACAGCUCCUCCCCCAACCCCCCCUCGCCCGGAGCCCAAAGACCAGCCCCUCAUUCCGAGCCACACUGCAGCCCCCAAUGGAACGGAGGCUGCAACCACAGGGACGGAAUUUCACUAUGACACCCAGUACUCUCUGUCUGGAGCUGGUGUGGAGAUGGGAUACUGGCAUGAGGUCUGGGAUGAGAACUCCGGCUGUUUUUAUUACUGGAAUACCGAGUCCAACGAGGUGACCUGGCAGCUACCCCUGGACCUGGCUCAUCAAGUGCAGGGCUUGCAGCACUACACAGACAGUUCUGCCAUGGCUGUGAAUGGCAGUAGCGCACAGAGUGUUGUGUGUUACCCAGAACAGAACCCAGUGAUCUCUACGACUGUGCAGAUCAUUAAGAAAGAGAGCAAGAAGAAGGAAGUCAUGGAGAGUGUCGUAGCACUGACCAGUGAAGAGGAGGCGAGGAGGGGUGUUGCUGCCUCUCUGCUGGCCCCCCUCAUCCCGGAGGAAGUGAAGGAGGCUGAGGAAAGGUGGCGGAAGAAAGUUGUGUGCCUGGAGGAGGAGGGGCCUGGCUCUGAGGGGGAGGGACAGACUACAGAGCACCCCGCCCCCACUGACGUAGAGACCCGUUCCCACGGCGACCCGCGCAGUAAUGCCCACUCUGGAGAGAGCUCAGAGGUGGGUGAGAAUGAGGAAGAGGAGACAGAGGAAGAUACCCGCGACUUGGAGCUGGCACUGGAGAGAAAAAAGGCUGAGCUGCGUGCCCUAGAGGAAGGGGAUGGCAGCUUGACGGGGUCCAGCCCUCGGUCUGACGUCAGCCACGAGGGCAGCCGCGUGGAGCUGCUGAAAAAGGGGAAGUGGAAGACCACUUUUGUUCGGUCUGCCAGCCCAGAUUCCAACAGCCGAAGUUCAGAAAAAGCAGGCAGGGAUUCCCCAGACCCCCCGGAAGCAGAAAUCUCCUCUGUGUUGGAUGUUGCAGCCUGUUCAAAGGGGAAUGAAAAGGCAGUGGAGGAAAAUGAAAUAGACACAGAGGCUCUUUCAGAGAAGACCAAACCCAAAGUGGCCCAAAAGGAAGAGGAAGAUAAUGUCGACCUUAAGUUUCAGAUCGGGGAGCUCGCUAACACUCUGACCAGUAAAAUGGAGUUUUUGGGAAUUAACAAAAAGUCCAUAUCUAACUUUCAGCUGCUGCUUUUACAAACUGAGACCCGGAUUGCAGACUGGCGGGAAGGAUCUCUCAGCGGAAACUAUCUGAAGCAGAAGCUUCAAGAAGCAUCCGAACAGAUUAAACAUUAUGAAAUUAACGCCACACCUAAAGGCUGGUCCUGCCACUGGGACAGGGAUCACAGGCGCUAUUUCUAUGUUAACGAUCACACCAAUGCUUCUCAGUGGGAGUUCCCCGAUGUGGAGGAGGAAGGGGAUUCGGACGGGAAGGACAUGAAACCGGAGCAGGGCUCCAAAGACCAGGGUGAACCUAGGCCACCGGCGGACCCGCUCAUGAUUGCGACAGGACCCACCAAUUACAUGAGCAUUGCCCCUGUGCCUCCCGGAUUGCCGGUGCCAUCCUACUGGUCCCUGCCCCAGCCCCAGACCCAGCCCCAACCCCCACUCCCUCCCCUCGCUCCGCCUCCCCCUCCCCCACCCCCGCCUGAAAGCGAGGAGGCAGAGAUAGAGGAGGUGGAGAUGGAGGAAGAUGAGGGGGAGCCCCCAGCUCCGGGCACUGAGGAUGACUCUGUCCGCAAACACCUGCUGCCUCCUGCUGCAUUCAGCUACAAGAACACAGAGUCUCCCUCUUCCCCCGGCACAGUAACCAAGGCUGUGAAGCGGAAAGCAACGGUUUCCAGUUCAGGGCAGCUACAGAAAUCUGCCACUAUUGGCAGCAACGCAGUGUUGUACAGCCAAGCCGCUGUGGCAGCAGCUCCGGAGGUGGUUCCUCCAGUUUUCUGGGGAGUCCCGGCUGUGUCUGCUUUUGUCCAUCCCACAGAGACUGUGGUGGCAUUGGGACCAACUCCACUGCUUCAGCCAGCCCUGAGCCGAGCCCCAGCCUCCAGCAGCACUGACCAGCCGGCAGCGAAAACACAGCCAGCGGAGAAAUCCAAGAAACUGAAAAAGGACAAGGCAAAGAAGAGCAAGACUAAGAUGCCGUCUCUGGUUCAGAAAUGGCAGAGUAUUCAGCGGGAGCUGGACGAUGAGGAGAACUCGAGCUCCAGCGAUGAGGAUCACACCGUGCUCAACCACAAGCGCAUAGAGGAGUGGAAGCAGCAGCAGCUUGUCACUGGUAAAGCAGGAAAAAGCGCAAACUUCGAAGCCCUUCCUGAGGAUUGGAGAGACCGACUGAAGAGGAGAAAACUGACUCAGAGCACAUAGUGUUACUGCAUCACUUUCAAUACUCUCCUGUAAAAAAAAAAAAAAAAAAAAAAAAAAUGUACCUAAACUUCUUAAACCAACUUUGUAACUGUAAACAUGGAUAUCAUAAUAACUUAACUGCUAAAACAGCAGGUCAGGUUGCAUUUAAUUCUGGUUCCUCUCUUUUUUAUUAAAUGUUUUGUUUUACACAAAGUGCAAAGCAAAGUGGAAAAGGCAGCUUCAUUUAACCUGCAUUAUUAUUUUGAUUCGUUUGCAUCAGCAGGGCUGUGGCAAAGCUUACAGUUCCUGUCCUGCUUCUGCAUUAGUCACUGUGCCAUUGACAGGGCCUUUCUCUGUACUACAGCUUUUCAGUUGCCAAUAACAGUUAAGGUAGUUCAGGUCAGUCCACCUCAUGGCCUUUUCAAUUAUUUGGCUUGACACAAGAGAAGUGGUCUGGAGUAUAUGUUUGCUGCUGUCUUGCGGUUCAUCAUGUGUUUAGUUUAAUGCAUCGUUGCUCCUGUUUCUUGGGCUUGCUGUAUCCUUUAUUUCAACAGAAUAGGUUUGCGUUGAAGCUCAUUCAGGUCAAACGACAGUGCGUGAUACAGAGCUAGGACUUUAAGGCAGGGUCUCCUGGCUGUUUCAAAUGUAAAAUAUAUAAAAAUAUAAACUACUGUAUUACUGUUUCACCUAUGACAAAACACUAGUGAAGCAUGCAGUCUGUUUUCUAGUAGAAUUAAAAAUGCAACCCUGUGUUACUUUGUAGGUGUUAUUUUCAGAUGUCAUUUUUGCCACUGUUAAAUGUAAGCGCUAUGGCUUGUAUUUGUGUUCAUGAGACAGUGUAAACACCUGAAGGGUAGCGGGUGUAGAAAACAAUGUGGUUGAGGGCAGACUUUUUGAAUAAAAAAAAAAAUAAUAACUUUGUACAUUUUGUAUAUAGCUAUAAAAUAAAAUCUUUUUUUUAACAAAUUGAGUUCAUUGUAAACACCAGCUGAUUUUAUCGUGUGUACAUUUAUUCUGACGGAUGACUGCAUGAUUAAGUGUUGUAAAAGAUAUAUUACAAUGAAAUACUAACUGGUUUGCUAUGUUGAUGUAGUUCUUACAAUGCACGGAGGGUGGCAGUACUGAGCUAUCAAGGAAGCAGGUAGACAAAGCAACUCCCUAGAAUAAAAUUGUUUUAUGCAUUCUGGGUCCAACACACCGCCUUUAUUUUGGGAUAGGGAACCGGACUCUACAGUUUAAUAAAGUCACACCUUCCAAUAAAACAUGAACCUAAACAU
Polyodon spathula (Mississippi paddlefish) is the source of this 4119-nucleotide messenger RNA. Its product is annotated as formin-binding protein 4-like. The transcript has 18 exons. The record is from RefSeq and is a predicted model, not a curated record. Lineage: Eukaryota; Metazoa; Chordata; Actinopteri; Acipenseriformes; Polyodontidae. Gene Ontology annotation, molecular function: protein binding. Bases 122 to 2863 code for a protein of 913 amino acids.